Salvia hispanica is the source of this 1467-nucleotide messenger RNA. RefSeq lists its product as uncharacterized. NCBI's taxonomy places the organism in Eukaryota, Viridiplantae, Streptophyta, Magnoliopsida, Lamiales, Lamiaceae. The record is from RefSeq and is a predicted model, not a curated record.
UACUAAAAUAGGGUUUCGUUAAGCUGCUCAAUUUCAGAAGCCCCUUCUCUCCACUCUACUCGAUAAUUACCUAAGCUUGUGGAUUAUAAUUCUUUUAUUUUGGAUUCGAUCCCUCUUUUUUUUGUGUAUUAUCGAAAUUUAUGAAUGUUUUUUUUCCGUUAAUUUCCUGUGAAAAUCGCCACUUCUCCGCCGAUGGCGCUUCCUCUCGGCAAGCUAUCGCUCAUCGUUGGUGCAGGCCUCGUGGGAUCUGUUCUUGCCAAGGAGGGCCGGAUAUCUAAUGUUUCUGAUUUUUUCUCUGGUGCAUUUAAGAUAGUUUUCAAGCAACUUAAACAAGAUGUUCCCGCUACCUCCCAACCCAAACCUCGAAAUGAUUCUUUGAUGCAACAGGUUAACAGCCUACGAGAAGAGCUGCAACUCUUGGCAUCAAAUAGAUCUGUUACAAUUGUUACCGGAGAACGAUCAGCAUCUGGUAAAUAUGGAAUGGUAAUUAUUACUAUAGUUGCUGGAUAUGGCUACAUUUGGUGGAAGGGUUGGAAGAUUUCUGAUAUGAUGUUUGCAACAAGGCGUGGCUUAAAUGAUGCCUGUUCUUCUGUAGCUAAACAGCUUGAAACAGUUUACUCCUCAGUUUCAGUCACUAAAAAACAUCUGUCCUCGAGAAUUGACCGAGUAGAUUGUAAAAUUGAUGAAGUUGCUGACCAUACAACAGCAACGAAAGAUGAGAUAUCUGAUCUGCGAGGCAAUGUAAAAUCAAUUGAUUCAAAAUUCCAGAAUGUACAUCAUGUAGUCCGGUCAUUGGAAACAAAGAUUAGCAGAAUAGAAGUGAGACAGAAUCAACUGAACUCUGGAGUUGAAAAUUUGGUAGGCUAUGCAUAUAAUCUCGAGCUCGAGAAGAGCAAAAGCAUGGAGCAAAUUGAGGGAGCAUCUAGUUCCUCCAGGCCUGCCCUUGAACUGCCAAAAGUAUCUCCAUCAAGGUCCGUGUCUAUGCCCAUCAAGGCUUUAGGUGAGCCACCAUCACCAUCUACUGGUAACGGAUCUCUUAAGAAACAGGUUACAUUCCCGUCUCCUGCUUCAGGCCUCAAGGAACUGUAUGGAACAUCAGACGAUGCUGGAGUGUCGGACUCAAGCAGUCCACUGAGUUCGAAUGGGACUCGUGCUUCUGAAGAAACAAGUCCAGACACCGCCACGAGUGGUUUGUUUGGAGGAUUUUCAGGAUUUUCGUUGCUUACAAGAAGCCGCAGCACGGUGCCAACUGCCAAGUAGAGUAGGUUGUAAUUGCGGCCACAAGAAGCAAUUUUAGGAUAUAAAUUAGUAGUGUAGAUCCGAGGAGAGGGUUAUACAUCUCCUAUAUAAGGAAAUCCGAAUUUUGUAUUUUAUGCCUCUAUAUUCUGCCAAGAGAUGGAAGUAUUUUUGUUAGAAAGUAAUGGGAGAAAGGUAAAUAAAUGAAUACCCUCAAUUGUAUUUUCAUCA